CAGAAAAACACAAAAAUCGCCAUGGAACGUGUCAAGCAUGUAAGAAGUCACACAAAAAGAAUGAUAAACGGUAAUGAAAGAGUACCAUUUCUUGAAGGAUUAGGAAAAGAAAUCAUUAACGGAGAUUUGGAAAACGCGUUUGUGAUGCUUGAUACACUGGAAAAACAAGGGAACCUCAAAUGGCUACAGAUGUAUCAUAACCCUAACCACGAAGGCGAGACUCUCCUCCAUUUGGCAGUAAAAUACCAUGACAAUGAAUCCUUUGUAAGAAAACUUUCAGAGUUAUGUCCUUCUUUGCUGCUUAUGGCAAGAGAAUUAUCCUUAGAGUUCUGCGGUCAAACAGCACUUCACAUGGCCAUUACCAAAGGAAACAUUGAGGCUAUUCAGGUCAUGCUCGAAGUUGGUCAGUUCAAGGACAUUCAGAUGGCAACUUUGUUGCAUACGCGAGCAACCGGAUCUCGAUUCGUGAAUACGGUUAUGAUGGGACAGCUUCCUUUGACAGUCGCUGCUCUAAAGGGAAAUGCCGAUAUUGUUGAUAUUUUGCUGCAGUAUGGGGCUGAUAUUCUUAUUCAAAAUGAGGAGGGUGAUACAGUAUUUCACUCACUGAUAAAGUAUUCUGCGACAUAUCCGGAGAAGGUUGUGACAAUGCUGCAUAUGCUGCGAUAUCUCAAUCAGAAGAUAGAGAAGAAAGAUCGAGACAAAAGUACAUAUGAUUAUUCUGGAACAGAUAUGUAUCGAGAACCACAUUCAUUCGUAUGGUUUUUGAAAAAUAACGACAAUAUGUCCCCACUGCAACUUGCCGCAAAGCAUGGAGUAACAGAGCUUUUUGAAGAAAUUUUAAACAUAAAGGAUGUGUACUGCUUCAUCAGUGCAAACGACGGGUUGUUUGAUGUCAAAGAAUAUGAUGUUACAGAGAUAGAUACUGUCAGCAUUAUUCGGGCCUUAACCCAUCGCCAUCCAUCUUCAGUUUCAUACAAAAAGUCAAUUCCGCAACACAUUCAUGGAAUAGCAAAAACCGUUGUUCAUUCAAAUGAAACACAAUGUGCACCUUGUGGAGGACGAUGCUGCUCUUACCCUGAAACAGAAUCAAUACUGGAAAUGCUUUUUCAAUUUGGCUACGAUAACAAAGACGCAUAUCGUAUCAUCGAGCUUGCACCAGUGAAAAAUAUCAUUAAAAUGAAAUGGCAGAGUUAUCAGUGGUUUUUCAUUUUAUGGAUGGUUUUUCAUUAUUCCUUUAUGAUAAUGUUAACAAUAUACAGCGUCUACAAUGUCGAAUUGAGCAUUCCUACAGGAAAUACUGGCGGCGUCAAUACAACAGCUUAUUCGGAAAAUUUUGUUUAUGGAUUUAGAUGGGUAUCGUUUUCGGUUGGAAUUCUUUAUGGCUUUAUUGCGAUCUGUUUGCUCAGCGCCAAAAUCCGGAAAAACAAUAUUCGAGGUUAUUUUCUUCAUAAUUUGGAAUAUAUAUUUCCGAUGCUGAUACUAUCCGUAAUGAUGAUAGUGGAUGUCCUCUGGAGUAUUACAGAACAACACGACAACAUACCUUUAAUAAUUGCUCUAGUAUGUGGCUGGUGGCUAAACAUAUUUUUUCUAUCACCAAUAAAACAUUUCAGUUUUUUCACAGAAAUGAUCAAGCGUGUAAUCAUUGGUGACCUCUUCCGCUUUGGGUUGGUCAUACUUUUUGGGCUUUUUUCGUUCACUGCCGGAAUGUACAUGGUCUUUCGAGGAUCAGAGGAGAUGCAAAGCGAUUUUACAUCUUACGGAAGUACGAUGAUGGCGAUGUUUAAGCUUGGAAUCGGCAUCGAGGACAUAAAUGUUCUUUAUUCAGCGCGUAUUCCUUGGGUUGCGAUAACAAUUUUUGCACUUUUUACCAUCUUUACUUACUUGCUUAUGUUGAAUGCUUUAAUAGCCAUGAUGUCACAGACUUGCUCUCUUGUGUUAGAGGAACAAUUUCCACAAUGGCGCGUGCAACAGCUGUCAGUUAUUUUGUUUAUUGAGGACAUUAUUUGUCUCUGCUGUUUUCAAACUAUUCUCUCAUGUGCUGGUACAAAAAAGAGAAUUCGAGGUUCUGAUCCAAUAACAAAACAAAUCAAAUACGAAGAUCGCUAUUUCCUCGAAAUUCACUCUCUUCAUAUGGAGUAUGCAACCACUGAGGAUAAAGUCUGGGCCAAAAAGAAAUCAAACGAGAUGCAGACACUGCACCCUCAACUUAAUGUAAACGAUACACUGAUGACCACGGACUAUCAUGAUCAUCCCGUGAUAACAUCCAUCUCUCCUAUACGCCCAAGUGUAAAGAGAAUGUCCAGCAGAAAUUUAGAUGCAAGUGUCCGUGAGCCAAUAAAGCCUACUGUUGAAAACGCUGGGUCUGAUAUUCUCCAGCCAUCUUUCCGGCGGAAGAAGUCAACAAAGGAAAAGAAACGCAAACCGCUAGAAAAGCUUGACGAAAUGAACACAGAAGAGGAACAAGAAGAAAAUGGACAAUAUCUCAGACAAGUGUCAUCGAAAUCACCGGAAGUCCUAUCUGACAGAAGUCCGACAAGAAAACCUACUCCGAAAUCUCAGCGUAAAAGAUAUUUAUCUGAAAACGACAAAGAACUACGGAGUCAAGGGGUUCAGCAUUCUCCUGUCGUGGAAAUAGAUCCUCCCGUCUAUCGCGUUAACCUUGCAAGGGUUCCAGUCAAUGGGCUCAAUAUUAAGAACGGAGCGAAAGAAAUAGAGUACGAAAUCAGAAACCUGACUUAGUCAUACUCGGGCCAAACAUUUGUCUGUGAUUAUUAGAUGCAAUUUUAUAGAUUAAUCAAUAAUUUGAAGCGUGAUUGACUGUGAUACCAUAUAGUUUACUAUUGC
Molecule: messenger RNA, 2844 nt
Organism: Saccostrea echinata
Lineage: Eukaryota; Metazoa; Mollusca; Bivalvia; Ostreida; Ostreidae
Product: transient receptor potential cation channel subfamily V member 5-like
Exons: 1
Coding region: 22-2739 (905 amino acids)
Biological process (GO): calcium ion import across plasma membrane
Cellular component (GO): membrane
Molecular function (GO): calcium channel activity; protein binding
Source: RefSeq, a predicted model, not a curated record